Messenger RNA from Vanessa atalanta (red admiral), 1560 nucleotides. RefSeq lists its product as uncharacterized. The transcript is spliced from 2 exons. Bases 1 to 1560 code for a protein of 519 amino acids. NCBI's taxonomy places the organism in Eukaryota, Metazoa, Arthropoda, Insecta, Lepidoptera, Nymphalidae. The record is from RefSeq and is a predicted model, not a curated record.
AUGGAUACGGAUAUGGAGACAGCGUCGGAUGCCUCGGUCCGGUUCGUCGAAUCCGACUCAGGCUCCGACACGGCGGGACCUGCUGCCGACCGCCGCGGCAAGCCUAAGAAAAGUGGGCUCAGUCGAGCAAGAAUAGAGCUCAAAGCCAAAGAAGAUGAGGAGAGAGAGCUCGCUUUCGAGCGGACCCUCAGAAGCAGGGCGUUCAAAAAAACGCCUGUGGUCGUUCCCGAGCUUGAAGAAGCUGCUUCGUUAGCCAAGGUGGAUCCGGCCCUCCAGAGCAACGAGGAGCUCCGCGCGGAGGCUGGCCGCAGUGCACGCGAGAUUAGAGAGGUCGCGCUGAAGUCCUCCAACCUCAAAGGAGACUUCAUCAAGAGGCUGAAGGACGCAGCGGCCUCUCUGGAAGGCGUCGUCGAAGCUCUGGCGUCCCGGACGGAGGCCGACGAAGCCCGUAACCUCCGUGCGGAUAACAGUCGUAUGCGCAGGGAGAUUGACUCCCUCAAGGCGGAGCUAAAGGCCCACCGCCGUGAGUACGCGGAGAUGCGUACCACGGUGGCAGCGGCGACCGAGGCGGCCAACACCCCGCGAGGCGCUCCUUCGAUGGAGGAGCUCAAGGACUUCAUCGUUACGUCGAUCGGCGCGGCGAUGAAGGACCAAUUGGCGGGCCUGGAGGAGCGCCUCCCGGCGAGGAUGCAGCGACCUCCCUCCGCGGCAGAUAAAACGCAGAUGUCGCAGGGUCCACCGCCGUCUAUCUCGACGGCCCGCCAGGACGGGGGUGUUGGAGCCCCAGCCAAGCCUAGGAAGGCGGCUGCUCUGGCUGCUCAGACCAAGCCCACCGCUUGCCUACCGAGCGCACCGGCACCGGCGACGUCCCAAACACCACCGAACCAGGAGACGUCCUGGUCCACGGUGGUGAAGAAGGGCAGGAAGGGGAGCAAGACCACCUCUUCCGACGCUAAGACGCUGCCGAAAACGCCCCAGCCAGCCAAAUCGAAGCUGGCCACCCCUCGCUCGGCUGCAAUCGUUCUCACGUUGCAGCCGGAAGCAGUAGGAAAGGGCGUCAACUACGCGCAGGUCCUGGAGAGAGCGGAGCAAAGUGUCAAGCUCCAGGACCUAGGAAUCAGCGGUGGGCUGAAGGUGCGACGCACGGCGACCGGAGCCAGGGCUCUCGAGCUGCCGAAAGCCCAAGCGGAGCAGGCCGAUAGGUUGGCGGCGAAGCUCCGCACAGUUCUCGACGGGGUCGCUGACGUAGUGCGCCCGGUCAAGAAGGCCGACCUGAAGGUGACGGGGCUCGACGACUCCGUCACCUUGGAGAAACUGGCCGCGGCGAUCGCGCACGCCGGUGACUGCUCCUCCGAGGCGGUGAAGUGCGGAGUGAUGCAGCGCGGACCCGGCUAUAUGGGGAUGGUCCGCGUCACCUGCCCCCUCACGGCAGCGAAGAAGCUGGCCGCUGCCGGUCGCCUCCUCGUCGGGUGGAGCUCGGCCAAGCGGCCAAGGAGUUUAGAAUGGAUCGAUUAUAGCGCUCAACUUGUCCGUUUGCCCGCGGAGUCGCUACAGCGUUAA